AUGGCCGACUCGGGUGGUUGGAGUACAAUCGAAUCCGAUGAGGGCGUAUUCACAUCUCUCAUCGAGAACCUUGGAGUCCAAGACGUGCAAUUCGAAGAACUCAUCUCCCUCGAUGCCGACACAAUACGGUCCCUAGGUCCCGUCUACGGCGUGAUCUUCCUCUUCAAAUGGACCCACGAAGCAGCCGGCGCCCGCGCCGAAGCCCCACUAGACGGAACCUACGACCCCAGCGCAACAGAAAACAACGUCUUCUUCGCCGCCCAAACAAUCCAAAACGCCUGCGGCACGCAAGCCAUCCUCUCCGUAAUCCUAAACAACGACAACCCGCCCACCCCCCUCCACCCCAUAACCCUCGGCAACGAACUGCACUCCUUCAAAGAAUUCACAACGGGCUUCCCGCCCGAGCUCCGCGGCGAGGCGCUCUCGAACUCAGAGGCCAUCCGCACAGCGCACAACAGCUUUGCGCGCGCGAGCCCAUUCGCGGACGAGACGGCCCGCCCCGUUGACGAGGAGAACGCCGCGGACGUAUACCACUUUAUUGCGUAUACGUCUGUGAACGGCACACUUUACGAGCUGGAUGGCUUGCAGCCGCAUCCGAUCAGCCAUGGGGCCUGUGAUGGGGUGGCGUUCCCGGAUAAGGUUAUUGAGGUGCUGAGGAAGAGGAUUGAGAGGUAUCCGGCUGGCGAGACGCAUUUUAAUCUUAUGGCUGUUACGCGGGAUCCGAGGAUUGCGGCGAGGGAGAUUGGGGAUGCGGAGACGUUGGAGAGGGAGGAGAGGAAGAGGGGGGCUUGGGCUUGGGAGAAUACUUUGCGGAGGUGGAAUUUUGUUGGAUUUAUUGGGGAGAUGAUGAAGGGGGUGGUUGCGAUGAAGGAUGGGGAGGAUGCGGAGGGGAAGAAGUAUGAUGAGUGGGUGGAGAAGGCGCAGAAGGAGACGGUUAAGAGGGCGGAGAUGAGACGGUGA
Molecule: messenger RNA, 960 nt
Organism: Penicillium verhagenii
Lineage: Eukaryota; Fungi; Ascomycota; Eurotiomycetes; Eurotiales; Aspergillaceae
Product: putative 26S proteasome-associated ubiquitin C-terminal hydrolase
Exons: 3
Coding region: 1-960 (319 amino acids)
Biological process (GO): protein deubiquitination; ubiquitin-dependent protein catabolic process
Cellular component (GO): cytoplasm
Molecular function (GO): cysteine-type deubiquitinase activity
Source: RefSeq, a predicted model, not a curated record